Messenger RNA from Anolis carolinensis (green anole), 3830 nucleotides. It is a transcript of the gene bcas1, whose product is annotated as brain enriched myelin associated protein 1. Gene Ontology annotation, biological process: myelination. NCBI's taxonomy places the organism in Eukaryota, Metazoa, Chordata, Lepidosauria, Squamata, Anolidae. Bases 16 to 1836 code for a protein of 606 amino acids. The record is from RefSeq and is a predicted model, not a curated record. The transcript is spliced from 11 exons.
GAUACAGCUGCCACUAUGGGAAACUCUUUCUCUUUGGAGAAUGAGCCUGAAGACCAAGAACCUGUUCACGGAACAACAUAUUCCCCAGUUUCUUCAGAACCUCCUGAUAGCCUAAAAAAUGGGCAUGUUACGAUCCAGCCUGUACAGACCGAUCUCUUAGCAAAUGGCAACACAGUGGAUGCAAAAGUGACUGUUCUCCAGGAUAAUGCGGCUAUUUCUUCCCAGAAGACAAUGGAGAUCAGCACCGUCUCUGAGAGCAAUGAAAAUAAUCUUGGGAAGAAGGCCAAGACUCCGCCGCCAGCUGCCAAAUCUCGUUUUAGCUUUUCAUUUUCACGGCCCGUACCAGGACGUAAUGGAGUGCAGGCAACAAAUUCAUCUGUUGGACCAACUCAACUUGAUGUCAGCUCCGAAACCCUGAGUGAAAACAAAGCAUCAAGUGAGAACCCAGGCCUUCCUGCUGCAGCUGUGGCAGAGGAAGCUUCAAAUAAAAACCUAAAUGAGACAUCACUCAGUGAAAUUGAACUCACAGCACCGGACAAGAGAGAGGAUGAUACUGUUCCCAAGCCCAAAGAGAUAAGCUUUUUUGAACGUAUCUUCAAAUUGGAAAAAGGGAAAGAAAAGAAGAAAGCCCAAGAAGAAAUCCAAAGCGAGGAUGAAGUAGACAAUCCAGGUGUACUCAUCACAGCACAAGAGACAUCCGGAUUACAAAGCGCACCAGAUAACAUUCUUCAAGGAACGGACGUGACAGAUGACAGCAACCAAAAGGCUCUGCAGCAGGGGUCAGCGGAUGUCAAUUGCUUGGCCUCUGUGGAUCUUGCCCAAGAGGAGGUAAAACCAGACAACGUGAAGACAGCCAACGGGACAGACUCCAACAAUUCCGUCAUGAGUUAUUUUAACAAAUUGGUUUCUCAAAGAAAAUCAGGUUCCAAGGCUGACUCUGAGGAUAAGGGUUCCCAAACAUGUCCUGGUGGGCAGAUUCCUGAAAAGAAAGCAGCUGACUCCCCUAAGAAAAGCCCGAAGAAAAAGAAGCCAGAAAGUCCCAGAUUAGGACACAACACAUUUAGCAAACUGUUUAGGCAUAAGGUAAAGAAAGAUGCGCAACAGACAGAAGAUACCAAAAUUACUGAGCAACCUGCAACCACCACAACUAUUGUGAAAACAGAAAUAAGCAUUCCUCCGCCACAGGAAAAUUUAGCAGCAAAUCAGAACAUAAAAGUUCCUGAACCUCCAGUUCAGCAACAAGCGACAGCAACAGUGGUGAUCACUAAUGAGGCUCCAAAAGAGGUGACAAAAGAGAGAUCUCAAUCAACACCCACACCCCUCAGUAAAUUCUUUCGAAAAAAGACACCAACAGAUGACAUUGAAGUGAUAAACACAGAAAAAAUUGAAGCAUCCCCGGUUGUCCCAACUAAAGAGGAAAACAGAAGUCAGGAAGCUGCAGAAACGAAGUCCAAAGGAGAUGAGAAGACCCCCAAAACAAAUUUGAGGAAAUUUUUCAAAUUGACCUUAGACUUCACAGACAGGCCCUUCACCCAGGCUGAGAACAGAGAACCUGUCCUGGGCGAGAGAAGCCAAGCAAGUUCAACAGAGACCCUGAGCAAGCCGGAAGGCGACAAGCAGGAAGUCAAAGACCCACAAGACGUUGUGGAGCAAGAAACAGUGGAGACAGCCUCCUUUCAAAAUGGAGGGGAUACUGCGAAGGAAUACACCCCUAAGAGGAUAGAGAAGAGACAGUCCUUCGGAGGGUUUUUUAAGGGUCUCAGCCCCAAACGGAUGUCUGAUGCACAAGUACAAACAGAUCCAGUGUCUAUUGUGCCUUUUGUGCAACCCAAGUAAUGAACAUGCUGAAACAGCUCAAGAAUAAUUGGAACAUCAUCAUUUUUCUCCUUGAAGUUUAAAAAAUGACUUGUUUUGGAUCAUUUCUUGCUCCUACUCACCCGCCUGCCCAUCCUCCUACUUUUAAUGGCUAUUUCCAAAUAAGCAAAACAAGUGGCAUUCCUGAAGCAAAGAGUUACGCACGUUUUCAAUAUUUUAAUGUAAAGAUUAGCACAUAACUAACAGCAAGUCAGAAAGGCAUAAUGGGUAAAUUAUUAAAACAGAAGAUAAGUCAAUAACCAAGGUGGUUAGUAGGCUAUUGGAUGGCUUAUAGGUUGGUGGAAAAAUGAAAGAGUAUAGUCUAAGGGGUGAGGAGAUGUAUCAACAGUGUCCCCUAAAUCCUUCUGAUAUAAAAUCCCUGUCCCAUGUUUCUUAAAAUGCCAUUUUUGAACUAGAUUAGAGAGAAGCUGAAGUAGGUUUGUACAUAUCUUUAGCUGAGAUUGACAUGGGAUUGUCAAUUUUAGGUUCAGUUUGGAAAAGAAACAAAACUUGGCGAUGUUUCCUUUUUGUUUUGUUUUUUUGGAUCACUAAGUCUAUGUCUUAUAGGCCAUCUAAGCUUGUAUUAAACCAACUUUUCUUGCUAUGCCUGAACCAGGAAAUUCCAACAAAGUUUAGUAUAGACUUGACUAAACUCUCAUUUAACACAUGCUUGAAACAAGAUGCCAUGAUUGCACACAAGCAGAGGAGAGACUGGAGUGAUGAGAAACAGCCCUGCUUUGAUAACUGCUUCAUAGUCCUAAAGUUUAUAAAGCUAAAAGCAACUGUCCAAAUCUGGACAGUCUGUAUAGAGAUUGCUGGAAAAUGGAGAGAUUGGGCAAGCUGCCUUAAUCAUGGUUUGUUCAAAUGACUUCUGCAAACUAUGGUUUGCAAACAGAGUUUAUGUCUUGUUUUCCAGCUGACCCUGAAUUAUAGCUCAUUCAAAUAUAGGACAUAAUAAUGGUUGGAGAAAAAAUGUAUUAUGUUAGUAAAGCUGAUGUGGGGAGCCAUUCUAACCACUAAGGCAAGAAAGCAUUCUUAGGCUAAAAUCCUAAAAGAGACAGAUACCUAGAGGUAUGAUGGAUUCAACGCAGUAGGACUAAGCAAACAUAUCUAGAAUUACAUUUCACUUCAUAAUAAAAAUGGAAGAAGGCUAAAUGUAACUAUGGUUGGAUGCAUGUGCUGAGAAGGAUUUUCUUUGUAGGAAAACAUUGUGCAGGUGUAAAAUAACAAGGAUAAAGCUUUAAAACAACCAUAAAAUGCCUUUUUAAUAAUCUGUACAUUGAUAUUUUUUUAAAAAUAAAGAGUUCAUUGUUCAUGGUUAUAAGUACAAAGGAAACUGAAUCAUAAACCUUCAAGAGUAUUCUUCAUGUUGAUUUUCAAGUUAUUAAUAUUAUUGAAAAGUCUGAACUGUACAGAAUAAUUCUUAUCUAGUUCUGCCUUGAUAUGAUAAAAUCAGGGAAAUUAGCUUUAUAAAAAAAAGAAGAAAAAUAAAGUAUUAACAAGAAUGCAACACAAGGGGGCAGACCUGAAGCUCUGUAGAUCACUGUACUAACUAUUUACUUUUGUGUUAAUUUCAUUUCAGGCAUAAAUAAUGCAGUUCCAUAGCCACUUGCCUAGGAGCAAGCCCCAUUGAAUGCAAUGGGAUUUACUUAAGGCCAGAUAUACAUAGAGUUCCAUUGUAUCUUGAGGGAAACCUUCAAUUUUUCAGAAAUCUUUUGUUUUUGUUAAUGUCUAUACUCAGCCUAAUACCUUGUUUUUAAAAGCGCCAGAUUUUAAGACUCAACACCCUUUUGCCUGAUUUAUAAAGGGCAUGUGAUCAAGUUUAAAAAGUAUUUGUCAGAAAUCCUGAUACAUACAUUACUGUAAAAGUAAAGAAAAAUAAAACUAAUGUUAUAAUUUAAACUAGCACCUGAAAUCUAUAUAAUUGUAUAUUUUGAUUUCCUUCUAAUUCAAUAAACAGUCCUUAAGAAAACUCA